AUGGAAACUGGAGAAUUUCCUACAUGGCUUGAGGUUCUGUUGAAGGACAAGUUUUUCAACGCUUGUUUGGAUCAUGAAGACGUUAAGAAGAACGAGAAGAACAUUUUGUGUGUCGAUUGUUGUCUUAGCAUCUGUCCUCACUGUAUCCCUUCACACUCCUCUCAUCGUCUUCUUCAGAUAAGAAGAUAUGUGUAUCGCGACGUUUUGAGAGUAGAAGAUGGUUCAAAGCUAAUGGACUGUUCUUUAAUUCAGCCAUACACAUCGAACAGUUCAAAAGUCGUGUUCAUCAAUGAAAGACCCAAGUGUCGACAGUUUCGUGGUUCCGGCAACAAUUGUAUCACCUGUCACCGGAGUCUCCAGUCUCCUUACAGCUUCUGCUCUCUCUCCUGCAAGAUAAGUGACGUCAUAAUGAGACAAAGAGAGCUUUCAGGGUUUCUCCGAGUCUGCAACGUUCUUCAUUUAACCGACGAAGGAACCACAACGACGACUCCGAGCUCCACUCUCGAACCAACCGGGUCGACCCGAACAUCUUCCGGGUCAGGCGGCGGUAACGGAGGAGUAGGAGACAUGUUCUGGUGUCAAGCGCUCGCUUGCACCGCCACGACGGAGAUAGUUCGGAAAAAAAGAAGCAGCUUGUCGUCGACUUGCCGGAGAGUUACGACGGUGGUUUCUCCGACUAACACGGAAGCUCCGGCGAACUUUGUUAACCGUCGGAAGAAUACACCACCGCAUAGAGCUCCACUCUAUUAG
Molecule: messenger RNA, 750 nt
Organism: Arabis nemorensis
Lineage: Eukaryota; Viridiplantae; Streptophyta; Magnoliopsida; Brassicales; Brassicaceae
Source: the annotation of a GenBank genome assembly